Messenger RNA from Cydia fagiglandana, 3572 nucleotides. RefSeq lists its product as uncharacterized. Gene Ontology annotation, molecular function: nucleic acid binding. The transcript has 4 exons. Bases 2057 to 3517 code for a protein of 486 amino acids. The record is from RefSeq and is a predicted model, not a curated record. Lineage: Eukaryota; Metazoa; Arthropoda; Insecta; Lepidoptera; Tortricidae.
CACAGUUUCAAAUUAUGCAUUUAUAACCAGGAAUAACAAUACAUUUAAACAGGAAUAAAUUAACAUUUUAUCAAGGUAAAAGAUGUAAUAUUCUUGCCUUCUAUUGCCUACUUACUCUGCAAAGAAAAAAUAAAGGGUUUAAUCUUGACAAUUAAAAAGUUAUUGGAAAAGGCUUCAAUUAUCGAAUUACCGAAAUUUUGUGACAUAUUUUUGCAGCCGAAAGUGUUGGUGAGUAAUUAGCGCCUACACACCUACUUUUUGGAACCCACCAUUUUUAGGGUUCCGUACCCAAAGGGUAAAACGGGACCCUAUUACUAAGACUUCGCUGUCCGUCCGUCCGUCCGUCCGUCCGUCUGUCACCAGGCUGUAUCUCACGAACCGUGAUAGCUAGACAGUUGAAAUUUUCACAGAUGAUGUAUUUCUGUUGCCGCUAUAACAACAAAUACUAAAAACAGAACAAAAUAAAGAUUUAAAUGGGGCUCCCAUACAACAAACGUGAUUUUUGACCAAAGUUAAGCAACGUCAGGAGUGGUCAGUACUUGGAUAGUUGACCGUUUUUUUUUGCUUUUUUUUGUUUUUUUUUUGCAUUAUGGUACGGAACCCUUCGUGCGCGAGUCCGACUCGCACUUGCCCGGUUUUUUAAAUGCUGUAAGCAUAACUCCAUACAUCAGUUUUCUUACAAAAACGCGAGUUAUUUCGUAGCCGACAUCUAGCGUCAAGUAGUGGAACUAUCAGUACCGCUACUGUCACAGAAUAAUUAAUAGUACUGACGUACAGAAAGGAAACUUCCUACAAAAACGAAGUUUGACAGCGUUUCAGGGUCGAAUAAUGCUGUCUCUUUCCAAUAUAUCGCUAUUUAGGGCUUUCGGCUAUUUAGGGUUGUCAACUUGUCAAAAAUCAAGUGAUUAUCUUAUCUGUGGUCGUGCACGCAAAAGGAAGUAAAGUGGUGCCAACCCUAAUAAUUGCUCGGAGCAAUGCUGAGCCGAGCGGAGCCGAGUUUGACCGAAGUCAGGAGUUUCGCACCCCUGCUACUGUGUACCCAUGUGGGUACAAUGGGCGCUAAUGGGUUAAAAGUAUUAAAAGGUCUAAGUGUAAAACACACUUAUUCUAAAAAUACAUAGUUUGAUAAAAUAGGAAUAUGUAUGUAAAGUUAGCAGUAGAAAUAGGUAAGCAAGUCGGGUGUUCAAAAUUUCAUUGGCGCUCAUUUGGCGCUACUUUUAUUAGCCAUUAGAUAAUUUUGAACACCUUGCCUGCUUGUUUACCUACUUUAGCUGCUGAUUGUACAUACAGUGAUCUAAGACGUUUGACCCCUUGUGUUUGUAUGCACAGGGGGUCAGACAUCUCUGCUGCAUAUUUUACGUAUACCUAAUACGAAUCUAGUAAAUACUACUGUUAUACAUGUGUAAGCUUAUAACUGUUGUUUGUGACCGCAUUAUUCAUAUGGUGGGACUAUUAAAAGACUAAAGUUUUUUUGUACAGUCGCCAUCAGAUAUAUCGGAGCGGCCAAGGUGUUCACAAUAUCUGAACAAGCACUCAAGGCGUUAGCUUGACAAUAGAGGCGUGCUCGGAUAUUUGUGAGCACCUUGGCCGCUCCGAUAUAUAUGAUGGCGACUGUACGCAACUUACGUAGGAACUACAAUCAGCUUCACUGGUUUCCAGUAAUUAAAUAAAAUCAUUUGAUUAGGAGUAUUAGGACUUAGGUCAUACAUAGGAGAUAGAGUCUGACCAGCGAGUCGCUGCACAAGCAUUUUUACAGAAUUCUUCAUAUGGCAACAAUUUUAUCUGUCAAAAGUGUCAAACAACUGUCAAAAUGUUGACAGCUUCUGUUACCAAACAAUAUUGAUAUUUGUGUCACAUUUAUGUGAGUUUUUAUUUGCAAACAUAUGUUUGACCAGCGAGUCGCUGCACAAGCGUUUUUAGAGAAUUCUAUAUAUGGCAAUAAUUUUAGCUGUCAAGUGUCAAAAAUAUUGUCAAACGAGUUUACACAUAACCUAGAUUCUCAAAUUCUCAUGUUAGUUCAUUCGUUACGGAAGUUUAUAGUUUAUAUCGUAUUAUAAUGGCUAAACCGAUUAGAAGCAGUGUGAGGAGCAUGUUAUUUAAGAUAAUCUGUAACUAUAAUCAAGUUCGACACGACGAAAAUGAGAAAUUACUAGAAAAGAAGCGAAUAUUGGACGAAAUCAUUCAGGCGACCGCGGGCGUAGAUGACGAAAAUGUUAGAGAAACUAUUCAAAAGCUAGCAAGCGAACUGAAGAAUGUUAUUGAUAAUAACGCAUCAGAAUCAAGUUAUUUAGAGAAAGUGUCUACUAUGACAGGUGCAAGCAUUCGUACACUACGCACAAUUAAAAAAGAGGGUUCUAUUAACCAAGGCCAAUGGAAUACGCCAGGGAAAAAACGACCCCGGCCACCAACUGUGUCAAAUUUAGACAAUUUUGAUGUGUCAGCCAUCCGUAAUAAAAUUAAUGAGUUUUAUUGCGUCAAAAAGCAGGUACCUACUCUAAGAGCCUUACAUGCGGAUUUGAAAGAAUCUAUAGGAUUCUCAGGAUGUUGUGAAACACUGAGGAAAAUACUACACGAGAACGGAUUUGAGUUUAAAAAAAAUAAAGAAGAGCGCUCCAUCCUCAUGGAAAAGUUUGAAAUAUCUGGGUGGAGGCAAAGGUUUCUUAGAGCUAUACAUAAAAAACGGGAAGAAGGAAAAAAUAUUGUCUAUCUUGAUGAGACAUAUGUCCAUCAAAAUUACAGACCGAAGAAGUCAUGGCAAGGGCCUUCAACUUCCGGUUUAGUUGAAAAAAUUUCCUCGGGUAAGCGGCAUAUUAUAGUGCAUGCUGGAUCAGAGCAAGGAUUUGUGCCCAAUGCUUUGCUUGUUUUUAGCACAAAAUCCAAAGCAGCUGACUAUCAUGAUGACAUGAACAGUUCUAAUUUUUUAAAGUGGCUACGAGAAAUGUUAAUCCCAAAUUUGACUGAGCCCAGUGUAAUUGUUAUGGACAAUGCCAGUUACCAUGUAACACAAAUAAAUAAGCCUCCAACCAUGCACAGCUUAAAGGCUGAUAUUCAAAAAUGGCUAAGGGAAAAUAAUAUCCCAUAUGAAGAGUGUUUCAAAAAGGAGGAAUUGAUGUGCCUCGUUGAGGAAAAUAAAAUUGGUCCCAUAUAUGCAGCAGAGGAGUUAUUGAAGCAGCAUGGGCAUGAGGUCCUUAAAUUGCCUCCAUACCAUUGCGAUCUAAACGCUAUUGAGUUGAUAUGGAGCCUCACAAAGCGAAAAAUAGCCAGCAGAAAUGUGGGGCUACCGGGUUCAGAUACGGAAAACUUGAUCCGAGAAUGUUUUGCAAUGAUUACCCCGGAAGAUUGGAAAAAAAGUACAGACCAUGUAAUAAAUGUGGAACGAAAAUACAAGUCUAAGGACAACAUUACAGACACUGAACUAGCUCCAUUCAUAAUAGAAGUUCGGGAAAGUGACAAUGACAGUGAUAGUUCUCUGUCAGGAAUUGAAUUUCUUGAAUCCGAUUUCGAUUAUGAUUCUUAAAUAAAUAGGCACCUUCUUUAUAAACUAACAAUAUUAAAAGUAGAUUGAAACUAAA